GGAGAUGCCAAACCAUUUAUUCAUGUCAUGUUGACAAGUUUACUUUGGAUUUGUGGAAUAACAGCUCUGAAAACUUUUAGACAAUUUAUUUUGGAUGUUAUUCGAGUUUAUUGGAGAAGAAAUUUAACUUAUCAUACACAGAGGAGAUAUUUCGAGAAUAGUAACUUUUACAAAAUGUUGUUACUUGAUAAGAGAAUUGAUAAUCCAGAUCAAAGAAUUACCAAAGAUGUAGAGAAUUUUGUAGAUAUGACUUGUAAAUUAAUUGAGAGUGUUUUCACAGGACCAAUCACUGUAUUUUACUAUACUGUCACUGUGUUUAUGAAUUUGGGUUGGCAAGGGCCUCUUUUCUGCUUUGUCUUUUUCAUUAUUGGUUCCAUUUGUAACAAGUUGAUUAUUUCACCAAUUGCUAAUUUGUGGUUUAUUCAAGAAAAGUUUGAAGGAAAUUUCAGAUAUACUCAUGCAUUGUUAAGAUCAAAUGCAGAGUCUGUUGCCUUCUAUGGAGGAGAAUCAAAUGAAAAGAUCAAGUGCAAUCAAAAGUUGAAAGGAGUAAUCAAGAAUAGAAGAAAGAUUGUUGUGUGGAAUUUACUCUUGAAUGGAAAUAUGAAUUUAUUUGGUUAUGUUGGAAGUAUUUUGGCAUAUGUGAUUGUUGCCAUUUCUGUAUUCUUGAUUGGUGGAUUUAUUGAUGCCAAUGCUACAGCAGGUGAAAUUGCUGGCAAGAUUUCUGUUUCUUCAUUCCAAGUAAUGAUGCUCAUCUAUGGUUUUACCACCUUCAUUCAGACUGGUGCUAAUAUUUCAGAACUUGCUGGUUUUACUGGAAGACUCGGUGAAAUGUACGAAGUGAUGAAUGAAAUUGAGAAGGAUACUGAAUUGAAUAAUAUUGGAAAGGUUACUGAGGAACACUCACUUUUGGAAUCAACAACAUCCAAUAAUAAUUAUCAACAAGAAUCGGAUAGAUCUGGAUCCACCGAUACUAACGACGUGAACUAUAUUGAAUUUAAGAACGUCUCUGUAUCUGUUCCAAAAGGUAUCAGAGAAAAGUACAGAACCAAUCACAACCUUGUUGAAAAUCUUAGUUUCAAGAUUUUACCAACUCAACACACUUUAAUUGCAGGUCCUAGUGGUUGUGGUAAAUCAUCAGUUUUAAGAAUUUUGGCAAAUUUGUGGCCAAACAACUCUGGACAAAUUAUCAAACCGUCCACAACUCUUGGAAACAGUUCGAAACCAAAUAUUUUCUACGUUCCUCAAAACCCUUACAUUUCCAGUGGUUCGCUAAGGGAUCAAAUUACUUACCCACUCAAAACUCCAAAGAGAAAUGUGGAAGAUCAUCCAGCUCUCUUAGAAGCCAUUCAGCAGUCUCGACUCGAAUAUAUUCUCGAACGAGUUCAUAAGAAGGAUUGGGAUGGUGAGUGUAAUUGGAAUGAAUUGUUGAGUCCUGGAGAGAAGCAACGUUUAGCUCUUGCUAGAAUCUUUUAUCACAAACCUAAAUUUGUAAUUCUCGAUGAAGCAACCAGUGCUUGUGAUGUAAAUGUUGAAGAGAUGAUUUAUCGUGACAUUAUCAAACAAGGAUCUACAGUCGUUUCAGUUGGCCAUCGUCCAACCAUUGUGAAAUUCCACACUCACAUGCUUAGACUGAAU
This is a messenger RNA of Naegleria gruberi, 1635 nucleotides long. RefSeq lists its product as uncharacterized. The record is from RefSeq and is a predicted model, not a curated record. The annotation marks the transcript as partial. The transcript is spliced from 2 exons. Gene Ontology annotation, biological process: long-chain fatty acid import into peroxisome; fatty acid beta-oxidation; very long-chain fatty acid catabolic process. Lineage: Eukaryota; Heterolobosea; Eutetramitea; Acrasida; Naegleriidae. Gene Ontology annotation, cellular component: peroxisomal membrane. Gene Ontology annotation, molecular function: long-chain fatty acid transmembrane transporter activity; ABC-type transporter activity; ATP binding.